AGUCACUCAAAAUGACAACGUGAAGAUCUCAGACUUUGGAACAUCUAAAGAGCUCAGUGACAAGAGUACGAAGAUGUCAUUUGCGGGUACGGUGGCCUGGAUGGCUCCGGAAGUGAUCCGGAAUGAGCCGGUGUCAGAGAAAGUAGACAUCUGGUCGUUCGGGGUGGUGAUGUGGGAGCUGCUGACCGGUGAGAUCCCCUAUAAGGACGUGGACUCGUCUGCUAUUAUUUGGGGUGUGGGCAGUAACAGCCUCCAUCUGCCUGUGCCGUCCACCUGUCCUGACGGCUUCAAGAUCCUCAUGAAACAAACCUGGCAAGGUAAACCCAGAAACCGGCCAUCCUUCAGGCAGAUCCUUCUCCAUCUGGAUAUCGCCUCGGCUGAUGUGCUCGGGACGCCACAGGAGACCUACUUCAAAUCUCAGGCGGAGUGGAGAGAGGAAGUGAAGAAGCAUUUCGAGAAGAUCAAAAGCGAAGGCACCUGCAUCCACCGACUGGACGAGGAGCUGAUUCGCCGCAGAAGAGACGAACUCAGACACGCUCUGGAUAUCCGAGAGCAUUACGAGAGGAAACUGGAGCGAGCUAACAACCUGUACAUGGAGCUCAGCGCUAUCAUGCUGCAGCUGGAGGUGCGAGAGAAAGAGCUGCUCAAGAGGGAGCAGGCUGUGGAGAAGAAGCAUCCCGGCACGUACAAACGCCACCUGGUUCGGCCCAUUGUGCGGCCCCAUGCUGUAGAGAAGCUCAUUAAGAAAAAGAGCAGCAUGAACCAUAAGCCCAGGACACAGCAGCCAAAGAGGCCGGAUCUGCUGCGCUCCGAGGGCAUUCCCAGCGUCGAGCCUCUUCCGGCACCGUCCCCGUUGUCAGGAAGCCCAAAAGUGUCCACCCCGCCUGGGAAAACCCGGUACCGCAGUAAACCCCGCCACCGGAGGGCCAACAGCAAAGGCAGUCACAACGAGUUCCCAGGAGCCCUCAAACCCAACUCGGCCCCGUCGGAGGAACAGCAGCCCCUACAGGACAGGGAGCAAAGCUACCAUCACCAUCAUCCCCCUCGGCCCGAGGGUCCGCUGUUACCGGUGAAGAGCCGCGAAAACGCCGUAGCCACCUGCGCUAACAACCUGCGCUACUUCGGCCCGGCCGCCGCUCUCCGCAGCCCGCAGACCGACCACCUGCAGCGGAGGCUGUCCGGCUCCAGCCCCGACCUCAUUUCCACCGCCGUGGAUGCCGAUUCAUGCCACCGCAGGUCCUCCGUCCCUCCGUCCACGGGCUCCGGUGCCUGCUGCCAGGUGCAUCCGUUCCCCGGCUGCAUGCACUGUCAGGUGACGCCGGCCGCUCCCAGCCACCCCGAGCUCCCGCAUUACUCACUGCUGAGCACGUGCGAAGAAACGCCGCCCGCCGGCAAGACAGCGAUGGAGCCCACGGCCGAGGGAGAAGCAACGGGAGAGCAGCCGGAGCAGAGAUCCAGCGGCCUGCUGCACUCGCUCAGACCCCUGAGAAAAGCGGGAGACGAGUCGUCUGAGGAAGAGGAAGGAGAGGUUGACAGCGAGGUGGAGUUUCCACGCAGACAGCGGCCUCAUCGCUGCAUGAGCAGCUUCCAGUCGUACUCCACCUUCAGCUCGGAGAACCUGUCGGUGUCUGACGGCGAGGAGGGAAACACCAGCGAUCACUCGCACAGCGGCCCGCUGGAGCAGCUCAGCGCCAGUCAGGAGGAGCAUCUGGACGAGCUCCUGUCCCACACGCCUGAGAUCCCCAUCGACAUCUCCACGCAGUCCGACGGCCUGUCCGAUAAAGAGUGCGCCGUCCGCCGGGUCAAGACCCAGAUCUCUCUGGGCAAACUGUGUGCUGAUGAGCACAGCUACGAGAAUCCGCUGCAUUUCAGAGAUUGCGACUGCGACACGUCGGAUGCGGAAUGUUCCGACGCCACCAUCAGGAACAAACAGCCCUGUGCACCUUCAUCCUGGUGAGCGCCAGCCUUCGGAGGAAACACGGCAAUAAUCCACGCCUGACCCGUCUGAUCAGCCCUUCCCAUAAUCCCCCUCUCUCUCUCUGAGCAUCUCAGGCAGAUUCCUCUGAAGUGAUAAUGUAGCUAGAGUAACACGCAUAAUUUAUUUUAUUACGUGCCCGAGGAAACGCAAAACAAAAUCAGGAACUCGAAUAACAACGACAACAGAGCAUAAAUUCAGAGCGUUUGCGCUCAAGUGUUCAAGGCGACUCGAUUUUAACCAGUUAGUUAGUUAGAAGGUGAUUGCGGUCUGCGAGAAUGUGUGUAUAUAUGUCUGUAGGAAGUGGAAUGUGAGCGAAAGUGUUAAGUGCGUAGCUUGAGGAUCCAUUCCAUGAUGGGACCCGCCAGACGUGUGUCUCUGGCCACCUGCUACUUCCUGAGUUUACAGAAACUUUAGUUUGAGCACCAGCAGGAACGAUGUCCUUCCUUGUUUCUUUUGCCCUUUUUGACUUCCAAGACGUGUGGAAAUAUCCCAGCAUGCCUGCUUGGUCGGCAUUUGAUCAGCCAAUCAGACUGCUGCUGCUGCUCACCUCUACGGACGAACAGGAAGUCAAAGAACAACUGCUCUAGCGGAACAACGUCUUUAACGAUCAAAUCAGUGUUUGAAGCAAACCCGAGCAGCUUUUUUCCUCAUCUCAGGACUGUGUUUGAAGAGACGCUGCGGACAUAAGUGUGACAUCAACCACAAAGAGUUUAUUUUCUUCCGUCGUCUUUAUGUUGACGUGAAAAAUGACGAUGUGCACUGCUGGUCAAAAGAUUGAAGUGAUGAAGAUUUUUAAUGUUUUUGAAAAAAAAAAAGGCUCUUUUGCU
Messenger RNA from Sinocyclocheilus anshuiensis, 2805 nucleotides. Its product is annotated as mitogen-activated protein kinase kinase kinase 13-like. The record is from RefSeq and is a predicted model, not a curated record. Gene Ontology annotation, cellular component: cytoplasm. The coding region runs from base 74 to 1957 and encodes 627 amino acids. NCBI's taxonomy places the organism in Eukaryota, Metazoa, Chordata, Actinopteri, Cypriniformes, Cyprinidae. The transcript has 11 exons. Gene Ontology annotation, molecular function: protein serine/threonine kinase activity; ATP binding. Gene Ontology annotation, biological process: JNK cascade; protein phosphorylation.